AUGCAGACGUUUCAAUUGCCGGUGGUCGUUGAGGUCGUGGUCGUGGAAAUCUUCGAAGAGAUCUGGCUACGUAACGGAGAGGCGAAGCCAUUCAUUUCCUUAGGGCUAGCCUUAGGUAUCGCGCUGGCCACGAUCAGGGACGCUGAGGGAAGAGUGAAGAGAGGCCCUACGAGGCUGCUCCAGAUCAUGGUGUCCGAGUCCAUUCACCUGAUAUGGGUACUAAGAUGCCAAUGGAGGAUCGAAUUCGAAGGGGACCCCUCAAAAAUACACAGUAGAGACCACGUCCGGAACAGGUGGCUAGCAUCCGUGAAUAAGAGGCUUCGGUGGGACAGGACCCUCACCAACGAGAAGACCUAUGGUAGGAAGGCCCUCAAGCCAAAGGUGGUGGAAGCUACGUGGUGCACCGUAAUUGACGAAAGGGCCGACGGACACCUACCACCCGAUUGGGUAUCGGAUAAGGGGGUUUUAGUGGGUGUUGGCAGGACAAGACGCCCGCCGGGGAGGAACAGAUAG
Messenger RNA from Coprinopsis cinerea okayama7#130, 513 nucleotides. RefSeq lists its product as hypothetical. The transcript has a single exon. Lineage: Eukaryota; Fungi; Basidiomycota; Agaricomycetes; Agaricales; Psathyrellaceae. Bases 1 to 513 code for a protein of 170 amino acids. The record is from RefSeq and is a predicted model, not a curated record.